AUGGAGGAAUGUGGCUUGAAGGAACUGCAGUAUCUGCGCGUGUCGCGAGACCCGCGGCGCUACGUGCGCCCCAACGAGCGGACGGCGCUGCUGUCGCCACCGCCAUGCGCUCCCCGCCCCCGCACCCGCGGCCACUCCGCGCGCCGGCCCCCGCCGCGCCUGCUCAUGCUGGUGACGUCGGCGCCAGCGCACCGCGAGCACCGCCAGGCCAUCCGCGAGACGUGGGGCGGCCGCAGUGCAGACGCGCGACUCGUCUUCGUGCUGGGCCGCGGUCGGGAACCGGUCGCCCAGCCCCCGGCAGAGGUACUCGAGGAAUCGCAGCGGCACGGCGACCUGUUGGUGGAGGACUUCACGGACGCGUACCACAACCUGACGCUCAAGACGCUGUUCCUGCUCAAGUGGGCGGUGCGCGAGUGCCCGUCUGCGGAGUUCGUGCUCAAGACGGACGACGACGUGCUCAUCAACACGCGCGGCCUGGUGCGCGCGCUGCCGCGCUGGGUGGCGCAGGCGCGCGGCAGUGCCGCCAACGGCCGCCUGGGCGGGCUGGACGCCGCGUCGGCGAGCGACCCGCACGCACACGAGAGA
Molecule: messenger RNA, 585 nt
Organism: Gryllus bimaculatus (two-spotted cricket)
Lineage: Eukaryota; Metazoa; Arthropoda; Insecta; Orthoptera; Gryllidae
Source: the annotation of a GenBank genome assembly